Molecule: messenger RNA, 831 nt
Organism: Penicillium brasilianum
Lineage: Eukaryota; Fungi; Ascomycota; Eurotiomycetes; Eurotiales; Aspergillaceae
Source: the annotation of a GenBank genome assembly
AUGGGCUCAAUCGAAGAAUCAACAUUCACCAUCCCGAAUCCCUUCCGGACUCGCAUUCUCAAUGGCGAGAUUACUCCACUCAUGUCCAUCAAAUAUAUGGUGGGAAACGAGAUGGCUAUGAUGGCCAAAAUGGCCGGGUUCCACGCCGUCUUCAUCGACAUGGAACAUUCAUCCCUCGAUAUGCGCACUGUGGCCCAAUUCACCCUGGCCUGCAACUACGUCGGCAUUUCUCCCGUCGUCCGGUCUCCCUCCAAGUCUCACUGGCAUAUCAGCCGUAUUCUUGACGCGGGUGCUGCCGCUGUCGUCAUUCCUCACACUGAGACCGUUCAAGAAGUUCGCGAUCUAGUCCAUCAUGCAAAGUAUGCACCGCUCGGUGCUCGCGGAUGCACGAAUAACCAGCCCGCAUUCAACUUCCAGCACGUUCCUACUCUGAAGCAGAACGAGGCUAUGAACACUCAGACCAUGCUGAUUCCCAUGAUUGAGACCCCCGGCGCUGUCGAUAUUGCAGAGGAAAUAUUCGCUAUUGACGGCGUUGACGGUGUUUUAAUUGGUUCCAACGAUUUGUGUGCAGACCUGGGCAUUCCCGGAAAGUACGACGACCCACGGUAUCUUGAGUCGGUCACCAAGGCGAUCAACGCAGCCAACAAGUUCGGAAAGCCAAUUGGCAUUGGAGGUAUUGGUGGGCGACUCGAUCUUCUGGAGAAGUGGUUCUCUAUGGGUGCAACCUGGUCGUUGAGCGCUGCAGACGGCCCUAUCCUUCAGAACGGCAUGAAGACGACCGUGCAGAACUACGAUAAGAUCCGCUCAAGGCUGGCCAAGGCGAAUGAAUAA